Plodia interpunctella (Indianmeal moth) is the source of this 1863-nucleotide messenger RNA. RefSeq lists its product as uncharacterized. Lineage: Eukaryota; Metazoa; Arthropoda; Insecta; Lepidoptera; Pyralidae. The record is from RefSeq and is a predicted model, not a curated record. The transcript is spliced from 2 exons. The coding region runs from base 1 to 1863 and encodes 620 amino acids. Gene Ontology annotation, molecular function: zinc ion binding; nucleic acid binding.
AUGGAAUGUUCAGUGCCUGAACAUUCCGCUGGGGAGGAAACCGACGGGAGUGGCCUCGCUGUGGGCCAAAAGAGGAUGGGGAGCCUGAUGGGAAGUGCGGGCUCCAUCACCUCGUUGUCGGAGUCGGUGCUGGGCAACAAGCGCCUCUAUUCUGAGGUGGCGACUGGUUCCGGCACCGACACUGAGGUCGGUGUGCCACGGGCACAGUCAGUGGCGAAGAGGGGCAAGGCCCGGGGUGCCUCGCACCUGACGAGGGCCCGGGCUGAGGCGAGGAGGAGUCAAGAGGAGGAUGCCGAGGCUUCCUUCUCGGCCUCUCUAGGGGCUCGGGCCUUCCGGAGGGGAGGACCCCCGAGUGGUGGGGACGAUGAUGUGGUGGUGGCCCCCAUUGAUGCGCGGGACUUUGGGGCCAUGGGUGCUGAUGGACUCAUGGCCACUGCGGUGGAGAGGCUGGGUAUAAUAACCAGCCUCGUCGGAAAGACUGCCGCCCUCAAGGGGGGCUUCAACUCUAAAAUUAUGCGGGCCUCCUCGGAUAUCAGGGAUAUCGUGGACACCCUGGUGGCGCGCAGCGAGUCGGACGAAGUUCGACGCCUUAAGGCCGAUAAUGGUCGCCUCCAAAGGGAGGUGGCCAUUAUGAAGGCUGAGGUCGCUGCGCUCCGCCGGGGGUUCGAGGAGGCUCGCCGUGACAACUCCGAGGUGGCGAGGGCUGCAAGGACGGCCAUUGAUCGGGCCUCCGGUCUGGGUCCGGCGCCGCGGCUUGAGCAGCCGGUGGUGGAGUUGGAGGUUCGGGCCCCUGCACGCCCGGCCUCUGAGAGGCGGGGUUGUAAGGGGGUAGGUGCUGGGGGAGUGACAGAGUGGGGGCCCUUCGGGCCGUCGACCUCAACAGCUGUGGUCGACGAAUGCCCGGAGCUCCCCUGGGUCGAAGUCCGGGGGAGGAGGGGGAAGGGGAAGGGCGUGGGAAAGAAGUCCCAGCCCAAACCUGCGGAGCGACCGGCGGCGGCCCCAACAAAGGCCACUGCAACGGCGCCCAAGGCACCCCCCAGGGCGGCGCCAGCGAGGGCGGCCAAGCUGUCGGCCCCUAGCUCCUCGGCUGUAAUUCUCAAGUUACAGCCGGAGGCAGCGCAAAAAGGGGCCACAUACAGCUCCGCCCUCCUUAAGGCCGAGCAGGCGGUGAGCCUGGAGGGGCUAGGAAUCGGCUCGCUUCGGAUUCGCCCGAGUGCGACCGGAGCGAGGCUAAUCGAGGUCUCUGGCCCCUCCAACUCAGACAAGGCAGAUGCGCUUGCAUCGGCCUUGAAGGCGGCCCUUUCCGGCGUCGCGGACGUUUCCAGGCCCGUCAAAACCGCGGACUUCCGCGUGACGGGCCUGAAUGAUGCGGCAACGGCGCAGCGGAUAAAGGCUGCGGUCGCGCAAGCCGGGAGCUGCACGGAGGACCAGGUCUGGGUGGGUGAAAUCCGCUCAGACUGGCGGGGCUCUGGCUCUGCCCUGAUGCGCUGCCCGGUCACGACGGCUAAAAAGCUGAUCGAGGCGGGCAGCCUCACGGUAGGCUGGAGUCGAGUGCAGCUCCGGCACCUGGAGGCGCGCCCCAUGCACUGCUACAAGUGCAUGGGGAAGGGGCACACCGCAUCGCUGUGCCCCUCGCAGACGGACCGCAGCCGGCUCUGCUAUAGGUGCGGGGAGGCAGGGCAUUUGUCCGCCUCCUGCACAGCGGAGCCCCGCUGCGCGGUAUGCCGCGACGCCGGCAAGCCGGCGGGCCACGUGAUGGGGGGUAGGGCCUGCAACCCACCCCCGAUCCGAGGGAAAGGGCCGUCCCCUCCUCCGCGCGAGGGAAGGCAAGGGGAGGCGCCAGUCGGCCAAAUGGAGGAGUGA